AACAUAAUGUACAUGCAUAAUCUAGUGAAACUUUGUACCACAACAAUAUCCGAAAUAAGACCAUUGAACAAUCAAUCUGCUAUCAAACCUUUGUUCGGGCUGAAUAGGAUGCCUCCUGAUGAAAUCCUCCAAGCUGGACCGUUUAAGAAAAUGACUUUACCCAAAAUAUCACAAAAUUGCUCCGUGCUGUCAAAAUGUGGCAACACAACACCGGAAGUAAGUAUUCUAAAAAGCGUGAAUAUGUGUGUGCACAUUGACCGAUUAGCUGCACCGGAAGCAAUGCAAAGUGCCUUUCGCGAAAAAUGGUUAUCAAACCGAUUCGCUCCCCCGGCCGGAAGUGAUGCAGGGCAAAGAUGGCAGCUAAUGGGUUGAAUGGCGGAAGAAAACAAAAAUAACAAAAACAAAAGUGAAGCAUUAACUCAUCUGUUACUGGUUUUUGAAGGUGAACAGCAAGAUUACAAAACUAAUAGCACUGCAAGCUUCUUCCGUGAUGACGUAAAACAGAAAAGAAAAUUGCACCCAUACGCUAAUAUACCAUGUGAAAAGCGUGCUGUUAUUAUCGCUUCAUAUACAAAACAGCCGUCAAUAAAAGUGGUGCGGAAUUGGGAAUGAAUGUAAAUUUUGUUUUAUGUAAGUGAAAUUUCGAUAAACACCUGCAUUUGAUGGAUAGCAAUUAAAAGCGAAGAACGAAACACUUUGGGCACCAACGAAAGCGAGAUUUGAACUCGUGUGGAACAUCCGAACAUCCGAUGACGUUAUCGAUUACGCUAUGAAGCUUACCGACGGAGGGUAAGUUAAAAGUGCUUCAUAUUCUACCGAUGAUUUGUGUGUUCUCCCGAAGAAAAUUCUCUAUGUGUGAUAUGAUGAGUAAAUAUUAAAAUUGUUUUAUUUAAAAGUAGUAAAUAAAAGUUUUUUUAUAAGAAAAAUAAAUUAAAGAGUUCCAUCGAUUUAUUGUUAAGUAUUAAUAAACGUUUAUACGGUUGACAACCGGAUGCAUUUGUUUGUGGCGCUUCGAAAGUAAAAUGCACCCGACAGAAAUGCGCAAAAUGAAAACAAAACUAAGCAGGUAAUAAAGCGGUGCAAAGAGCAGUAAUAUACGAAUCGCUGCGUGGAAAGAAAGUGAAACAAACCGAUGGAAAGGAAAUGAAGUGCAAAAUGAAGACGGAACGAAUUACAACAACAGCAAACAACAAAAAAAGGCAGGAAAGAAAGAAACAAUUACAGCGCAACCGGAAAAAAGAAAUGUAAAAUCGAAAGCUUUCAACACCCGCGAUUGAA
This is a messenger RNA of Anopheles funestus (African malaria mosquito), 1278 nucleotides long. RefSeq lists its product as uncharacterized. Lineage: Eukaryota; Metazoa; Arthropoda; Insecta; Diptera; Culicidae. The transcript has 3 exons. Bases 7 to 372 code for a protein of 121 amino acids. The record is from RefSeq and is a predicted model, not a curated record.